This is a messenger RNA of Dipodomys ordii (Ord's kangaroo rat), 1317 nucleotides long. It is a transcript of the gene Gja3, whose product is annotated as gap junction protein, alpha 3, 46kDa. Gene Ontology annotation, cellular component: connexin complex; gap junction. The record is from RefSeq and is a predicted model, not a curated record. Bases 1 to 1317 code for a protein of 438 amino acids. NCBI's taxonomy places the organism in Eukaryota, Metazoa, Chordata, Mammalia, Rodentia, Heteromyidae. The transcript has a single exon. Gene Ontology annotation, molecular function: gap junction channel activity. Gene Ontology annotation, biological process: cell communication; visual perception.
AUGGGCGACUGGAGCUUUCUGGGGCGACUACUAGAGAACGCGCAGGAACACUCCACGGUCAUCGGCAAGGUUUGGCUGACGGUGCUGUUCAUCUUCCGAAUCCUGGUGUUGGGGGCAGCAGCAGAGGAGGUGUGGGGCGAUGAGCAGUCCGAUUUCACCUGCAACACCCAGCAGCCGGGCUGUGAGAACGUCUGUUACGACCGCGCCUUCCCCAUCUCACACAUCCGCUUCUGGGCACUGCAGAUCAUCUUCGUGUCCACGCCCACCCUCAUCUACCUGGGCCACGUGCUGCACAUCGUGCGCAUGGAAGAGAAGAAGAAAGAGAGGGAGGAGGAGCUGCUAAGGAGAGACAACCCACACCACGGGCGGGCCCGGGAGCCACUGGGUGGGACUGUCCCCCUGGACAGACCCCCGGUUCGUGAUGAUCGAGGCAAGGUGCGCAUCGCCGGGGCGCUGCUGCGCACCUAUGUCUUUAACAUCAUCUUCAAGACGCUCUUCGAGGUGGGCUUCAUCGCAGGCCAGUACUUCCUUUACGGUUUCCAGCUGCAGCCACUGUACCGCUGUGAUCGCUGGCCCUGUCCCAACACGGUGGAUUGCUUCAUCUCCAGGCCUACGGAGAAGACCAUCUUUAUCAUCUUCAUGCUGGCAGUGGCCUGUGCAUCCCUAGUGCUCAACAUGCUGGAGAUCUACCACCUGGGCUGGAAAAAGCUCAAGCAGGGGGUCACCAACCACUUGGGUCCCGAUGCCUCUGAAGCCAGGCUGGGGAUGGCCGAGCCACUGCCGCUUGUGCCUCACCCCGGCCCACCUAGUGUGGCUGUGGGCUUCCCACCUUGCUACUCACACCCUGCCCCUCCCCUGGGACAAGCAGGGUGUCCCGGGGCUCACCCAGUGCCAGCAGCAGACUUCAAAACGUUACCUCUGAACGAGGCACAAAGCAGAGCUCACCCCACCCAGCUCUACAAUGGCCACCACCUGUUGAUGACAGAACAGAACUGGGCCAAUCAAGCAGCUGAGCAGCAGACUCCAGUACUGAAGGCCUCCCCGACAGCACCCAGCCCUGCAGUCCCCAGCCCCGCCGGCAGUAGCAGCCAGCCUCUCCCCCAGGAGGCCGGGUCAGGGGGCAGCGGGCCACUGCUGCUGGCAGACAGCAGUGGCAGCAGCAUGGAGGAAGGCACCUUAGCAGUGACACUCGAAGACGAGGAGCAGGCCGUGACCACUGCAGCAGAGAUGCACGCACCUCCUUUGGUCCUGCUAGACCCUGGCAGGUCCAGCAAGGCCAGCAAUGGGCGGGCCAGACCUGGUGACUUGGCCAUCUAA